GCGUCUCGCUCCUUUAUUAGCUACCAUCAUCAGAAAGACUGACACAAGUCGAGAGGCCCAGCAGCCAUUCCACCGGCAGCAGCAACCUACAAGCAGUGCAGAUCUGCUAGAGAGGGAAGGAGGGCGGGAGGGAGGGCAUGGGCAGCUCAUCAGGGCUCGUCGACUGGAGGGGAAGGCCGGUUAACCCCAAGAAGCAUGGAGGAGUGAGAGCUUCCAUCUUCAUUCACGCUCUGGUGCUGCUGAGCAACGCUGCCAACAUCGCCAACAUCAUGAACCUGGUGACCUACCUUCGCGGCACCAUGCACAUGGGGGUGGCGGAGGCCUCAACGACGGCCAGCAACUUCUUCGCGGCGCUGCAGAUGUUCUCCAUCCCGGCGGCCUUCCUCGCCGACUCUUACAUCAAGCGCUUCUACACCGUCCUCAUCUUCGGCCCGAUCGAGAUUCUGGGCUACAUCCUACUAGCAGUGCAAGCGCACGUCCCGUCUCUGCACCCGCCGCCCUGCAGUCCCACUGGCGCGCAGACAUGCGAGACGGUCCGUGGCUCCAACCUGAGCCUGCUCCUCCUGGGCCUCUACCUGAUCCCCAUCGGCGACGGCGCGGCGCGUGCGUGCCUGCCGGCGCUGGGAGGAGACCAGUUCGACACGGCCGACCCCGUGGAGCAGCGGCAGGAGACGAGCUUCUUCAACUGGUACACCUUCGCCGUGUCCUCCGGCGGCUUCGUCGGCCUGGUGCUCGUCGUGUGGGUGGAGAACAGGAGAGGAUGGGACAUCGGCUUCACCCUGUGCGCUCUCUGCGUGCUGCUGGGGAUGCUCAUAUGGAUGGCCGGCUUCCCUUUCUACAGGAACCAGCUGCCCGGUGGAAGCGCCAUCACAAGAAUCUUGCAGGUUCUUGUGGUGGCAUUCAAGAAAAGAAAUGUUCAGUUGCCUGACAACGCAAGUGAACUGAAGCAACUGAACCAAGAUGAUCACAAUGUCCUUGAAGAGCUGCAGCGGACAGAUGGCUUUCGGUGCCUGGAGAAAUCGGUGGUAGAGACCGGAGAGACAGGGCCAUGGUCGCUGUGCACCGUGACCCAGGUGGAGGAGACCAAGAUCGUCCUCCGGAUGGUGCCCAUCUUCCUCAGCUCCGUCCUCGGAUACAUCCCGGUGCCGCUCAUCCUCAACUUCACCGUGCAGCAGGGGAACACCAUGGACACCAAGCUCGGCGGCGUCCACAUCUCCCCGGCCACGCUCUUCGUCAUCCCCACCGUCUUCCAGAUGGUGAUCCUCGUCCUCUACGACCGGUUCAUCGUCCCCUUCCUGCGCAGGAUCACCGGAUACGUGGGCGGCGUCACGCAUCUGCAGCGCAUCGGGAUCGGGUUCCUCUCGGCCACCGUGGCCACCGGCGUCGCCGCCCUGGUGGAGGCCAAGAGGAAGAGGGUCGCGGAGGAGAACGGCCUCAUGGAAGCCACCACCGGGAUCCCCAUGUCCGUCUUCUGGCUGACGGUGCAGUUCUUCCUCCUCGGGGUGGUGGACGUCACCUCCUUCGUGGGGCUCCUCGAGUUCUUCUACAGCGAGGCGUCCACGGGGAUGAAGUCCGUCGGCAGCUCCAUCUUCUACUGCAUCCUCGGGGUGUCGGCUUGGCUGGGGAGCCUGCUCAUCCAGGUGGCCAACCGGGUCACCAGGCGCGCCGACGGGACGGGAGGCUGGCUGGACGGCACCAACUUGAACAUGGGCAAGCUCGACAACUUCUACUGGCUGCUUGCUGUGCUUGAGCUGGUGUCGCUCUUCGUCUACACCUUCUUCGCCAGGAGGUAUGUGUAUAGGAAUGAGCAAAGGGUUGUGGAUGUGGACACCAAGGUUCCAAUGGAAGGUGCCACCUUUGGUGAUGUGAUGAUCUAGACUAGACUAGAUGAUGAUACACGACCAAACUAGACAAUGCCAACUUCAAUUGUGACGUACAACUACCAACUACCACUCAGUGUUUUGACUGGACCAAUGUGGAUGGGCCGGGAUGUUAUAUGACUCUUUUUGAGCGUUUAACUACAGUGCAAAAUUUCGGAAAGAAAUAA
Messenger RNA from Triticum urartu, 2047 nucleotides. Its product is annotated as protein NRT1/ PTR FAMILY 4.5. Gene Ontology annotation, cellular component: membrane. NCBI's taxonomy places the organism in Eukaryota, Viridiplantae, Streptophyta, Magnoliopsida, Poales, Poaceae. Gene Ontology annotation, biological process: transmembrane transport. The record is from RefSeq and is a predicted model, not a curated record. Gene Ontology annotation, molecular function: transmembrane transporter activity.